This is a messenger RNA of Closterium sp. NIES-67, 1631 nucleotides long. The record is from the annotation of a GenBank genome assembly. Lineage: Eukaryota; Viridiplantae; Streptophyta; Zygnematophyceae; Desmidiales; Closteriaceae.
CACUGCACACUAUCCUUCACUCUUUUCACCGCGACAAUCGCCCUCUUUCGCGGAAUACUCCUCCCCACAUUGUCAAGUUACGUCUAACCAUGGACUCACUUAUAGCGGAAGUCGAAUCUCUCGCCCCUCGCUUCGCGAAUGGCGAUGUCGGCUCCUUAGACCCACUCGCCGAAGCGCUCUCGAAUCUCCUCGCCCGAUCGCGCGACCGCGAUUGGCUUACGGAAGAAACCUUUUCUUCCACGGGCAGUUCUCCGGGCAGAAGCAACGGCAGCGCUGGAGUCGCGGGCAGCGGAAUUGCUGUCACGCGAUUGGUCGGCGUCCUGCCCGAGCUUUCCCAGCACUGCCCGGAGCUCCGCGGCCUCCUGCACCCCGCAGAUGUCGCCGAUGCUGACGUGGCGCAACCUUCCACUCCCGCAACUGGCGCCGCAUCUGGCGCCACGAGUGGCGCCGCAAAUGAUGGUCCCGAGAGGCAAUCUGCGGGUGCUCCCAGCAGUAGUAGCAUCUGGGCGGUACAUGCGCUUCGGCCGCUGCUGCAGGCGCUGCGUGUGGUUCGGAACCUGCUGGCAGGCUCGGCAGCCAAUCAGGACGCGUUCCUGAGGUGCGGCGCCGUGGACAUAGUGGCUACUAUCGCGGACAGAUUAAUUACGAGCCGCGUCCUGCAGGCAGGGGCGGGAACGGGCGCAAGCCAGGCGCAGAAAACGGGGGAAGCUAGUAGCGGGGAUGAUGGGGGAGAGGCAAGGGGAGGGGGGAGAAUGGGGGGGGAAGCUAAAGGGGGGGGGAAUGUGAUUAAGGGUGAUGUGACUAAGGUGAAGGGGAUGGGAAGUGUAUCCUCGUUAUCAGAUGCUUUGGCCUCGUUAAUGGCUGAAGUGGGGGGUACAGCAGCCGAGAGAAGCACGGAUUUAGAGGGGACCAGGGCCGCAUCAGCAGCAGCCACAGCCACGUCAGCAGUGGCUGGAGCACCAGGUGCUGACGUGGCUUCAGCAGCAGCAGCAGCAGCAGCAGCAGGGAGCCUAAGCAGCAACCGGCACUUCAAUUCUAUCAGCCGAAGCACACAUCCCUCCCUUGCUCUCCCCCUCCCCCACCCCCCACACUCCAACCUCCCCCCUCUCCCUCUACCUUCCCCCAUCGCCCCCUCCCCCUCCCCCACUCCCCUUCCCCUCUAUCCGCCUUCCCUCUCUCCGCCUCCCCCGCCCCCUCCCCCGCCCCCUUUCCCCCCACCCUGCCUUUCCCCCGCUCCGUCCCCCUCCCCCCCAACCACCUAGACACGCUCAACGCGGUGCUGCAGCUUCUGGGAAACUUCUGCGGCGGGGGCAGGCGGCAGCAGCUGGCGGUGUGGGACAGGUGCUUUCCUGGAACCUUCGCCCGCCUGGCUGCUGUAGAGGGGGCAGCAGGGGAAAGGGGAAAGUGGAGGGGGAGGGGGGGAGCAGGGGACGGGGAAAAGAAGGAGGAGGGUGGGGAGGAGUUGGGAGAGUGGGAGGAGUGGGAGGAGAGGGAGGAGGAAUGGACUUGGCUCGCUCCCAAUCCGCAUGAUCACGCCUCCCCCGCCACAUCUGUCGAUCCAUGGCUCAGUCUCCUGGUUGAGAGACUGUGCCUUCGAGGAAGCUUCUUCAAACCGCUUUUUGACAGGUUGG